Molecule: messenger RNA, 1483 nt
Organism: Myxocyprinus asiaticus (Chinese sucker)
Lineage: Eukaryota; Metazoa; Chordata; Actinopteri; Cypriniformes; Catostomidae
Gene: med30
Product: mediator complex subunit 30
Exons: 5
Coding region: 219-734 (171 amino acids)
Biological process (GO): positive regulation of DNA-templated transcription
Cellular component (GO): mediator complex
Molecular function (GO): transcription coregulator activity
Source: RefSeq, a predicted model, not a curated record
UCAACACAUCUAAAAUAUAAAAAUAAGAAUAAGAAGAUGAGCUCACUCUGCAUAUGUUACGGUGGACGAGGACUGAACUCUCGCGAUGACUGACUCAGACGAGAUCACAGCACGGAAAAAUGACGUCCUGUCAACAACACUAACAAAGUGCAAAAGGCAUGCCCCAAAGUCCUGCUGAGUAGCCAUUCAGCCACCAGUGCCCGCAUCCCGUUGUCCCCAUGACAACCCCUCCACUGGCCCCGUUCCCUGGGCAACAGGCUCAGGCAGCACGGGAUGUGAACACAGCCUCACUAUGUCGAAUCGGACAGGAGACGGUGCAGGACAUCGUCUUACGAACCAUGGAGAUCUUGCAGUUGCUUAGAAACAUGCAACUGCCGAAUGGAGUGACUUAUCAUCCUAAUACUCAUCAGGACCGUUUGGGGAAACUGCAAGAGCACUUGCGGACGCUCUCUGUCCUUUUCCGCAAGCUCCGUCUUGUUUAUGACAAAUGCAAUGAGAACUGUGCUGGUCUAGACCCCAUACCACCUGAGCAACUUAUCCCAUAUGUAGAGGAUGACAGCUCUAAACUAGACGACCGUAUGGCCAAUCAAAUGCGUGCAGCAAGCGAAGAGAGGAGAGAAGUACUGGAAAUUAAUAAGAAACUUAAACAGAAGAAUCAACAGCUGAAGAUGAUUAUGGACCAGCUCAGAAAUCUCAUCUGGGAGAUAAACUCCAUGCUGGCGGUCAGGAGCUGAAACGCACACAAUUAUAGAAGUGAUACACACUGUCACACAUAUAUAAGAUACACACUGUCACACUGAGGAUGCAGGAAAGAGUGGCGAGGCAAAAAAUUGAGAGAAGGUAGAAAGCGAAAAGACUGAACUUAAGAAAUUCUGCUAUGCUCAUAAUGCACGCUUGAAAAGCCAUUCAGUUCUGCUGCCUUGGAUUCAAUUUUCAACAUGAUGAACAUUAGGAGGUCUGAGCAGUCUGCUCAUUCACUCUGAUACUUUUUAAAAUGAACCUUUUACUCAAGUAUAUUCUUGAUAUUUUUAUGUGCGAUUCCUAUUUACUUCUAAAGGGAUAGUUCACCCAAAAUGAAAAUCCUGUCAUAAUUUACUCACCCUCAUGUCUUUUGAAACCCAUGUGAUUUUCUUUCUUCCAUGGAACACAUAAAUGCUAUUUACAGCAGAAUGUCCAAGCUGCUCUUUUCUAUACAAUGAAAGUGAAUGCUGACCAUGGCUAAUUUUCAGUAAGUAAAGACAUUUCAGUCUGUUCCUCACCUAAAGCUAUCAUAUGACUUCAGAAGACAUGAAAAAUAGUGUAUUAUAUAUUUUGUAUCCUUUUUGGAGCCUUACAAUCAAAAUUGUCAUUUUCGAGAGAACUAUCCCUUUAAGUUAUAUAUUUUACAGUAUUAUUAUUAUAGAAAAAUAUAUAUACUCUAAAGUUAUUGAUAUUGCAGAUUAGUGUGGUGUUAAUACAGUAUAAAGCUUUUAUCAGUGCUUGA